Topomyia yanbarensis is the source of this 1098-nucleotide messenger RNA. RefSeq names its product iron-sulfur protein NUBPL (gene Nubpl). NCBI's taxonomy places the organism in Eukaryota, Metazoa, Arthropoda, Insecta, Diptera, Culicidae. Gene Ontology annotation, biological process: mitochondrial respiratory chain complex I assembly; iron-sulfur cluster assembly. The coding region runs from base 141 to 1082 and encodes 313 amino acids. The transcript is spliced from 3 exons. The record is from RefSeq and is a predicted model, not a curated record. Gene Ontology annotation, cellular component: mitochondrion. Gene Ontology annotation, molecular function: ATP binding; 4 iron, 4 sulfur cluster binding; ATP-dependent FeS chaperone activity.
CCGGUGCCCGGUGGUUCUAUUAUUGUGGUACACAAAAUAAAUGAACUGGAUAUACAAUUUGUAAUUUGUAAUUUAUUUAUCAGCAGAACGAAAACUUGUCAGUUACAUAAACUUUGUAUCAAGUCAAGGAAACAAUAAACAUGUUUCAAAUCUCUAGAUAUCGACGUAUUAUGAUAUUUAUAUUGGAGAAACAAAUAAGCUCUCUAAAAUCAACAUUUGUUCGCGGAUUAGCAGUGAGCGUAAUUCAAUGUUCGUCUAAACCGAAUCCCCACCAGGCUGAACUAAUGGCACGCAGUCUUCCGAAGCGAUUACCAUUAAAAGGUGUUCGCGACAUUGUUGUAGUUUCAUCCGGCAAAGGGGGUGUAGGUAAAACCACAACUGCUGUCAAUUUGGCCGUUACGCUGGCAAAUAUGGGUAAAAACGUGGGUAUUCUGGAUGGGGACAUAUUUGGUCCAUCCGUUCCUUUGAUGAUGAAUCUCGCUGAGGUCCCACUGGUAGAUGAGAACAACUUAAUGCUACCACCGGUCAACUAUGGCGUUAAGUGUUUAUCCAUGGGACUGUUGGUGGAGUCUGGCCCAGUAGUUUGGCGAGGACCACUGGUUAUGUCCGCCAUUCAACGGUUACUUAAAGGGGCUGUCUGGGGACCGCUGGAUAUUCUCGUUGUGGAUACACCUCCAGGGACGGGAGAUGUACAUUUAUCUUUAAGUCAGCAUGUUCCAAUAUCAGGCGUUUUGCUAGUUAGCACUCCUCAAAUAGCAGCCCUGCAGGUUACUAAAAAGGGAGCAGAGAUGUACAAAACGCUGAAGGUUCCAUUGAUAGGAAUAGUGGAAAAUAUGAGUCAUGUCGUGUGUGACAGGUGUGACAACCAUAUUGAAUUGUCAUCCAAUUCCACUGAAGUGUACGCACGUGAGCUUGGGCUGCAAGUGCUUGGAAGUGUCCCUAUCGAGAAGGAGGUGAUGCAGUGUGGAGACUCUGGGACACCACUUUGCGUGAAAUAUCCCGACUCGAAAUUCGCAAUCGCGUACCGUAGCAUAGGAAAAGCAGUGAUAAACUUUUUAGACAAUAAACAAUCUGCAGUUUAGGUAUUUCGAACAAUCA